CACAUUCGUGUCUAUCCCCGUACUGAUGGAGAUCCAUGAAAAUGUCACAAUGGAGUGGCGAACAAUCAGUUGCAGAAUAUGGGGAUUUACAGGCAAGUGCAAUGGCAGUGGACUGCACUGGACAAUUUGCAGUCUUAGCUGGCCGGAAAGUGAUGACCUUGGUAGAUUUAGACAAUCCAACAGAUAGAGUAACAAAAUUGACACGACAGAGUAAAUUUGAUAUAAGUUGUGUAGAGUGGCAUCCAUAUCCUGUCUGUGGAGAUCUAUUUGCUACAGCUUGUAACCAGAGAUUAGAUUUAUUUUCUUGGACGAGUUAUGGAAAUAUUAAUCAGAAAUGUUCUAUGAGAGGACAUUCCAGAACUGUCAGUGAUUUAGAUUGGUCUCCCUUUGAUGUCAACAUAAUUGCUUCCUGUUCAGUGGACUCUUACACACAUUUGUGGGAUAUAAGGGAUCCAAAGAAACCAUCAAAUUCAUUUCAGACAGUAGCCGGAGCCUCUCAAGUAAAAUGGAACAAAGUGACUAACAAUUUAUUUGCUACAACACAUGAAGGAGAUGUUAGGCUGUGGGAUCCUAGAAAGGGAAGUUCACCUCUUCAGUAUAUAGCUGCACAUUUAUCAAAGAUCCAUGGUUUAGACUGGAGUCCAGACAGUGAGACAAACUUUGCAACCUCAAGUCAGGAUGGUACUGUCAAGUUUUGGGAUACCUCCAACCCUCGUCAGAGUAAAGGUGUCAUUACAUCUGGUUCUCCUGUAUGGAGAGCAAGGUACACGCCAUUUGGCCAUGGACUAAUAACAGCUGUUGUUCCCCAACUUAGAAGAGGAGAGAACUCUUUAUAUUUGUGGAAUUUUGAGAAUUAUGUAGCACCUGUACAUCAGUUUGUAGGCCAUCAAGAUGUUAUUUUAGAAUUUGAAUGGAGAAAACAAGCAGAAGGUCUCAAGGACUAUCACCUUGUCACAUGGUCCAAAGAUCAAAGUUUACGGAUAUGGAAAAUAGACCAACACUUACAAAAGUUAUGUGGUCAAGAUGUUGGUGAGAUAAGUGAUUCUUCAGAAAGUGACAGCACAUCAUUACCAUAUGAAACCAAUGGCUCCAGUCCUCCUACUAACCAAGAAAUGGACUUCCAGAGACAGAUGUCCGCUAGUCCUGAAGUAUAUCCUGGUCAGAAACCACGGACUUUAGAACAGGAGUUUAUGAUGGUCAAUGUAGCUAUAGAUAAUGUUAGAGUAGAUGAGCUGGAUGUCAGUACCAGAACCUGUAAAGUAACAGGGAUGAUUGGGAAUAACAGUCUAAAGCUUGUCAUUUCAUUCCCCAAUCAUUAUCCCAUACAUGGGGUGCCUUUCUUUGAAUUCACAGAUAUAUUGGUGGAUAAUAAUGUCAUGCUGAGAUUGCUGAAGGUAUUGAAGGAUACAGCAAACAGACAUGCCAGAAGGAAUUGUUUGGAACCAUUACUGAGACAGUUUUCUACAACACUAGAUUCAUUGUCAUUUCAGACAGAAGAAAGGAUAACACCAGACACAGAAAAUUUGCCAGCCUUUUCUCCUUUCUAUUUACCUUAUUCCCGAGGAGAUAUACCUUUUGUCAAGUUUGGAUCCAGACUGGAUUCUCACAUUCCAUUUCCUAGGACUAGUGGUGCAAGAUUUUGCUCUGCAGGUUAUCUAGUUAUAUUUGGAAGAUCAAAAGAAGCACAAAAAGGUUCAGAUUAUACACCAAAGUCAAUGUCUGACUUAAACAGCUUAGUUCAGAAAAACAAGAUGCGUCCACAUCAGACAGUUCCAUUCAAUUUUGCUGCCUAUUCUCGUAGUCCUCCAACAGCUCAACCUGACAUAACUAUUGCUACAUAUUACUAUAAAAGUGGUCCAAAGAAGAAUAGAGCCUCAGGAAAGAGAUAUAGUGCUGAUGUUAGAGAGACAGAAACCAAGAAACCAAAUAUCGCUCCAGUUAAAAUCUAUGACAGUAGUAGACUUUUAGCAUUGCAUAAAAUUUUGGGAGAACAUUACAUAAUUAAUCAGUCAGAUAUAUCUACAAUGUGUAAACACAAUACCAGUGUAGCUGCCACGGUUGGUAGAAAAGAUUUGGUUCAGCUGUGGUCAUUGGUGGCACUAACUGCUGAUAAAAGACUUCAGUGCUCUGAAGACCCAGAUGAGGGACCUCCCUGGGGUCGACAUCCUUUUGGUAGAAAACUUAUGCAAUCAUUAAUGGAAUAUUAUAUAAAGCUGAGAGAUGUACAGACAUUAGCAAUGUUAUGUUGUGUGUUCUGGAAUGGUCAGGAGUUGAUGGCGCCACCUCCACCCAAACCACAGCAGUCAAUAUCAGUAGAAUAUUCAACACCACCAAAUUACAACCCAUAUCAUACGGUAUCUUCCAUGUCAAACCUUGUGAAGGGCUUGCAGACUCUUCCUGUUGCCAACAAGCUAGCUGAUAUUGUUAGCCUGCUAUCACCACCUCUCUCAGAAGUCUCAUCACACCCUAACCUUCCUGAGUUAAUACAACCAACCAACCAAGGCGUGAUGAAACUUAAAAGAUCAAACAGUUAUUCUGGAUUUGAAAUUGACACCAUUGACAAUGAUUUCAAAUUAGAGGAAGAAGAAGAGGAUGUGAAAGAAAGACAAGAACAACUCGAUAAGACAUCUCAUGAGAAUUAUUGCAGAAUGUUAGAUCCCGUAGAUAAGAACAAGUAUGAUGAAUACUUGAGAUGUUACGCUAACAUCCUUGACUGCUGGGGUUUGAAGAACCAAAGUAGAGAAGUGAUGAAAUUUGUUUCAAAUGCUCCACCAGAACACAGAGGAAUUGAAUUCAGUGUAUAUUGCUACAAUUGUAGCCAGCCAGUCCGUGGAUCACAAUGUUUAUCAUGUAAAUACCCAGCAUUCAAUUGUGCAAUUUGUCAUUUAGGAGUCAAAGGUUUAUCAAAUUUUUGUCUUGCAUGUGGACAUGGUGGUCAUACUGCACACUUAACAGAGUGGUUUAAAAGAGAAAAUGAAUGUCCUACAGGAUGUGGAUGUCAGUGUCUAAAAGCCAAAAUACAUAUUACUUUACAGUAGAUAUUAUGGACUUGUUACCUAGUUACUCUGGGUAAUUACAGUUGUUAGGAUGAUUGUGAAAGAAAUUCUUCAUAAAGUUUCACUUUAACCUUGAGGAAUUGUGGUAAAGUUAAAUGUGUCAGAGACUUUUAUUUGGAGGUUAGAAGAUUGAAUUAGAAGGAAAAUUAGGAAGGACUUGUAAAUAAGUUGUUCGUGCCAUUCUGUGGAUUGAUGGGAAAGAAUUAAUGCAUAUAGGUUUACCUUUAUCUUGUGGUUUUGUGGAAAAGUUAAAUGUGUAAGCUACUAAUCUAUCGAGAACUGUUGGAAAGAAAAAAAAAAUCAAUAAUUUCACAGUAUUAUAUAAUGUUUCUAGUAAGGAAGAUAUAUUUAUUAUGUAAUCCUUUUGAAGAUGGAUUGGGAUGUUGUGUGGUCUUAUAUGUUAACAGAGUGCUUGUAUUGUGAGUCAUUGAAAGAGUUUGUUAAGCAGUAAAUGUUGCUUGUUAAUUCUUGUUUACUUGAUUAACUUUUGACACAAUCAUAUUUCAAAUCAUUUAUAUUUAAACACUUAAUACUGAUCAGUAUUAUAAGAGAAGAACCAUAAUCACUAGGAGAAAAAAAAUCCUGAGAUGAUGGUAUAAAUGUGAGGUUUAAAGUUGACAGGUGUUAUGUUAAUAUGUCCUUAGUUAAUGGUAUGAAUGUAAGGUUUCAAGUUGACAGAUGUUUUAAGAAUAUAUCCAGAGUUGAGGGUAUAAAUGUGUAUUUAAAGUUGCACAUGUUAUGUUGAUAUAUCCUGAGUAAACAGUAUAAAUGUGAGAUUUAGAUUUGAGAAACGUUAUGUUGAUAUAUUCUGGGUAGAUGGUAUGAAUGUGAGAUUUUAAAAUGACAUAUGCUUAUUAUUAUGUUCCUGAGUUGAUGUUUUGAAUAUGAGAUUUAAAGUUAACAAACGUUAUGUUAAUAUAUCCUGACUUGAUGGUAUACAUGUGAGAUUUAAACUUGACAUGUUAUGUUAAUAUACCAAGAGUUGAUAGUAUGAAUGCGAGGUUUAAAGUUGACAGAUGUUAUGUUAUAUCCUAAGUUGAUGGUAUGAAUGUGAAUUCAAAGUUGAUAGAUGUUAUGUUAAUAUAUCCUGAGUAGAAGUUAUGACUGCGAGGUUUAAAGUUGACAGAUGUUAUGUUAUAUCCUAAGUUGAUGGUAUGAAUGUGAAUUCAAAGUUGACAGAUGUUAUGUUAUAUCCUAAGUUGAUGGUAUGAAUGUGAAUUCAAAGUUGAUAGAUGUUAUGUCAUAUCCUAAGUUAAUGGUAUGAAUGUGAAUUCAAAGUUGACAGAUGUUAUGUCAUAUCCUAAGUUGAUGGUAUGAAUGUGAAUUCAAAGUUGACAGAUGUUAUGUCAUAUCCUAAGUUGAUGGUAUGAAUGUGAAUUCAAAGUUGAUAGAUGUUAUGUUAAUAUAUCCUGAGUAGAUGUUAUGAAUGUGAGGUUUUAAUUUGACUGAUGUAUCGUAAUGUUAGUAUAUUGAGAGUAUAUGGUAUCAAUGUGAGGCUUAAAGAUGACAGAUUUGUUAAUCUAUCUGAAUAGAUGUUAUGAAUAUGAGGUUGACAGAAUGAUACUUAAGAUGUUAUGUAAUGUAAUACCAUUGUCUUUCAAAGUUGUUUGUUGUAAUAAAUGAUAUUUGUUAUA
This is a messenger RNA of Mytilus trossulus (common blue mussel), 4690 nucleotides long. RefSeq names its product GATOR2 complex protein WDR59-like. Gene Ontology annotation, molecular function: signaling adaptor activity; protein binding. The record is from RefSeq and is a predicted model, not a curated record. Bases 36 to 3038 code for a protein of 1000 amino acids. The transcript is spliced from 27 exons. Lineage: Eukaryota; Metazoa; Mollusca; Bivalvia; Mytilida; Mytilidae. Gene Ontology annotation, biological process: cellular response to amino acid starvation; positive regulation of TORC1 signaling. Gene Ontology annotation, cellular component: vacuolar membrane; Seh1-associated complex.